Molecule: messenger RNA, 1884 nt
Organism: Lycium barbarum (goji berry)
Lineage: Eukaryota; Viridiplantae; Streptophyta; Magnoliopsida; Solanales; Solanaceae
Product: protein ZINC INDUCED FACILITATOR 1-like
Exons: 17
Coding region: 166-1566 (466 amino acids)
Biological process (GO): transmembrane transport
Molecular function (GO): transmembrane transporter activity
Source: RefSeq, a predicted model, not a curated record
AACACAAACAGUACUACCGCGUCAUAUUCACAUGCAACGUGGGCUAAACAACAAAAAGUAUGACAGUGACGUUUCUAACUACUCAAAAUAUUCAAUAUUAACCUGAAGGGUGAUGCCAAAUUCCUGAAGAUGAAGAAUUACUAUUGAGAGAAAAUUAAUUAGGAAAUGGGAGAAAACAGAGAGCCAUUAUUGUUGAAGAAAGAAGAAGAAGAAGAAUAUUAUGAGGAUUGUCCUGGCUGUAAAGUUGAACGGAUUAAAUGCUCAGAUUCCAGUGUUCCUAUUAAGCACGUCUUCUUCAUCUUCAUCGUUACUUUAUGUGCAGCUUUGCCGAUAUCAUCUCUGUUCCCUUUCCUCUAUUUUAUGGUAAGAGAUUUUCACAUUGCGGAUAGGGAGGAAGAUAUUAGUUACUACGCUGGAUAUGUAGGUUCUUCAUUCAUGUUGGGAAGAGCUUUGACAUCUAUUCUUUGGGGAAUGAUUGCUGAUCGUUAUGGCCGAAAACCAGUUGUCAUUAUCGGGACAAUUACAGUGGUUAUCUUCAAUGCACUCUUUGGCCUUAGUACGAACUUUUGGAUGGCUAUUGGUAUGAGGUUUCUCCUAGGCAGCUUGUGUGGAAUAAUUGGAACUAUGAGGGCAUAUUCUUCUGAGAUAUGCCGAAAAGAAUACCAUUCUUUGGGGCUAUCUGCUGUAAGCACAUCAUGGGGCAUUGGCUUGGUUAUCGGUCCUGCUAUUGGAGGUUAUCUUGCACAGCCUGCAGAAAAAUACCCUGGCAUAUUCUCGAAAGAAUCCUUAUUCGGGAGAUUUCCUUAUUUGUUACCUUGUCUUGUGACAUCACUAUUUGCAUUAGUUGCAACAAUAAUCUCCUUUUGGCUUCCGGAAACGCUGCACAAGCAUAACAAAACAAAUAAAGAUCAACAUGAUCUCCAUGAUGUUGCAGAAGGACCUACAAAUGGUUUAAGUUUGUCUGAGAGCAUGAAGCAUUCUGAACGCAGAAUCCCGAAUUCCCAGAAAAGCCUACUUAAGAAUUGGCCCUUAGUAUCAGCUAUUAUUGUCUAUUGUGUGUUCCAGCUUCAUGAUAUGGCCUAUUUAGAGAUAUUUUCUCUUUGGGCUGUCAGUCCAAGGAGCCUUGGGGGUUUAAGCUUUACAAGUGCUAAUGUUGGACAAGUUCUUGCCAUCACAGGCGUCGGUUUGUUACUCUUCCAGCUGUUUGCUUACCCAUCGGUGGAAAGGAUUGUUGGGCCUGUCAUGAUUUCUCGAGUUGGCGCAGUUUUAAGCAUACCAUUGCUGGCAAGCUACCCAUAUAUAGCCCUGUUGUCCGGUUUCUGCCUGUCCAUAGCUCUUAACUGCGCAUCUGUGUUAAAAAAUGUGCUUUCUGUAUCAAUCACCACCGGAUUGCUAAUUAUGCAGAAUAGGGCUGUGGCACAGGAGCAAAGAGGAGCUGCGAAUGGCAUUUCUAUGUCUUUGAUGUCUUUUUCCAAGACAAUCGGUCCAGCAGUUGGAGGUUCAUUAUUGUCUUGGGCACAACGGCGUCAAGAUGCUGAUAUAUUGCCAGGUAAGCAGGCAAAUUAAACCGGACUUGAGCCAUGUGAUCAACUGGUCUUCUUUGUCCUCAAUGUGAUUGAAUUGCUGGGCUUGCUUCUGACCUUCAGACCAUUUCUACAAGAGUCUGAAGACAACAUUCCUAAGUCAAAAUAUGCAGAAAGUGCAGAUCAAGAAAAUGGCCUACAAGAAAGACUCUCACUAUCAUAGUUGCCUUGAGUUACUAAAACAAGCUACUAUAUCACAAUUCACAAGUCAAAUAUGCGAACAAGUAUUAUUUUGCUUAAAAAAUAAAAUUUUGCAGUAUAAAUUACGGGUUAACAUAUUCUCUGUAGAGCAUUGAUGGUA